Molecule: messenger RNA, 4554 nt
Organism: Carcharodon carcharias (great white shark)
Lineage: Eukaryota; Metazoa; Chordata; Chondrichthyes; Lamniformes; Lamnidae
Gene: tpbg
Product: trophoblast glycoprotein b
Exons: 1
Coding region: 395-1555 (386 amino acids)
Biological process (GO): negative regulation of canonical Wnt signaling pathway
Cellular component (GO): plasma membrane
Molecular function (GO): protein binding
Source: RefSeq, a predicted model, not a curated record
UCAGGCAGCAAAUUGAGAAGAGAGAGAAAGAGAGAGAGGCACGAAAUAUGUAACCCGAGCCCCUCCAUUCUCAUCCUCCCCUUUCUCAUCAUCCGGAAGACCUGGAAACAGCAAGCGGGAGGGUGAAACUUGCAGCGGACGGCGAUUCUCACAGAACCCGACAGGCAGAACAAAGUGAAAGAGUGAAGUUGAGUUGAUUUACAGAGGAGGUGGGUUGAAUUGAGUGAGCGCGAGCUGGAGGGAGGAUCCGGACUCGCAGCUUUCCACUCACUGCCAGUGUUUGUGCACCCCUCUUAUUUCCAGUUGUUCCCCCGUACCCACCCUUCCCCACCCCCCCACACACUUUCCCGUGACUGUGAAGAGGAGGUUGAUAGAGAUAAGCUGAUCCAAACCGAUGCUGAGCAUGUCUGCCUACAGGCUGCCUCUAACUUGCCGCCGCUGUGAUGGGCUGGGGAGCUCGGCUUUGCUGGGCACAUUCUCCCUGGCACUGCUCCUGGCCUCGGCUCUGAGUGCGGGCUCUUGCCCUAGCUCCUGCGAGUGCUCGGAGCCGGCCAAGACGGUGAAGUGUGUGAACCGGGAGCUGAGCAGCAUCCCCAGCGGGAUCCCGGCCAGCGUGAGGACCCUCUUCAUCACCGGCAACAACAUCUCGAGCCUGGACAGCGGCGCCUUCGGCAAGUCCCUGCAGCAACUGGUCAGCCUGAGCCUGAGCGGCAACAGGAUCCGGGCUGUGAACUCGCUGGUCUUCGCCUCCAUGCCCAACCUGCAGCAGCUGGACCUCAGCAACAACCGCAUCUGGUGGCUGCAGCCGACGGCUUUCGGCUCUGCCCCCGUCAGCCUGCGGGAGCUCAACCUGAGCCGGGCUCUGCUGAACGGCUCGGUGGUGGAGCAGCUCUCCGAGUUCCUGCAGAACGGCAGCCUGCCCAACCUGCGGAGGCUGCAACUGGCUGAAAACGACCUGUUCUACCUGCCGGCCCGCACCUUCUCGCGCCUGCCCAGCUUGCAGCACCUGGAGCUCCGGAACAACUCGAUCGUGGAGCUGAAGGAGACCUUCAGGAACCUGAACCUCCAGACGCUGGACCUGAGCUCGAAUGCGCUCAAGAGACUGGGGAACAGCACCCUGAGCGAGCUGAACUCCCAGCCCAACAUCAGGGUCCAACUCCGGGACAACCCGUUCGUCUGCGAUUGCGGCAUCGAGGAGCUGCUGACGUGGCUGCAGAACACCCACAAAGUGCUGGACAGGGAGAGCCUCCUGUGCGCCUCGCCAGAAAGCCUGAGGGAUAAACCCAUCCUGCAGCUGAAACCCUCCGACCUGAAGUGUUCCGUCCAGGGAGACAUGGAGAGCGUGCUGCAAACUUCUUACGUCUUCCUCGGGAUCGUCCUGGCCCUGAUCGGGGUGAUCUUCAUGUUUGUCCUGUACCUAAACAGAAAAGGCAUCAAAAAGUGGCUUUAUAAUGUCAGGGAUGCUUGUCGAGACCAUAUGGAAGGCUAUCAUUACAGAUACGAGAUUAAUUCGGACCCCAGAUUGACAAACCUUAGCUCGAAUUCGGAUGCGUAAAAGAAAGUUGACUUGUUUGAGACUUAAAGACGGUCCGCUUGGAUUUUAUUUUACUAUUCAUUCUUUGUAAUAGCUAUGCAUGAUGACCCAUCCACUCGGACCAACGGGCUUAACGCUGCUUGUGUCACUCUCCUGACAGCGGAUAUCCAACAGUGACAGAAAGGUUUGACUCUCAGUGGGAAGUGCACCAUGUGCAAUGGUGUGUGUGUGUGUGAGAGAGAGAGAGAGAUCUUCCUUUGCCCCUUUUCAUGACCCACUGUGUGAUGGUGCCAAAAUAGAGAGCGCGUUUGGAAAAGAUCGCAGCUCUCUCUCCAAGCCUUGCUGCAAUAAUAGAGUACUUCAGAAAACUCACUGGGGAUUUAAAGCCCUCCAGUGUAUUAUAGUGGGGAGAGCAGAUUAAUUGCUACAGUAACCGUUUUACCAUUUCAUAAGCUGAAGCAAAACAAAAUAACGAUCCAAGCAAUACAACAAAUGCUGUAGCGAAACAGUUUUUAAACGUGGGGCUUCUUCACCGGCUCGAAGUUUUAUUAUCGGUCCCCAGGCGGUGCAGCAACACAAAGCAACCCGCUGGUUUAAUGCAUUCUUUUCAGUUCCAGUGACUUCAAUCACUCCUAGUCACUGAGUGAAAAAGGCGCUUAUAACCGUAAUGGUAUUUUAAUGCUAGCUUAAUGGGGGUUUUAUUUUUGUAAAUAAGUCUACCUAUCUUCCACGAAUUUAGCAAGGUAAAGUGACAAAUGAAGUCAGUCGUUUAAUUUUUCCUCCUUAUCUGUUGGUCUCACGAGUUCUAUUGGGUAAUGAGGAGUAUAUUGGAAUGAAAGCUGGUCGUCAGCCUGUCUGCCUCUGUGAAACUCUGGGGUUUGGAAACAUCUGGAUCCACAAAGAUCAAGGAUUCUCUCCAGCCCCCCACCCCGCCGCUUUUAUUUAAAAGAAUGGAAGACUGCACGGAGAGUUCCUCUAUUGAUGUUGCCCACAGGCCUCCCGCCGAGUGUCACAACAUCUAAGGAGUUGUGAAGUGCUGCCUGACAACUGAUUAUUUCCCGGGUGCACAUGCGGGUAGGAACAGCAACAUCACAUUCGUGCUGAGCCUCAGUUUCUAUGGAUUUUUUUAAAGGUGGUCUUUGCAAGUCCAUCGUUUCGUAAUAUUUAAAAACUCCUAGCUGGUAUGAACUUAAUUUCUCGACUAAAACAAAUAAGAAGGCUAUCGUAAAGAAUAUUAGUCCAUCAAAUUUGAAAAUUUGCAUUGAAGGAAUGUAAUUGCUGCAGGCACGCAUGCACACACAGACAACACCGUGCAAAGUGGAACUGUAAAUACCAAUUGUUGUACUGGAAAACCCUGCAUUAUUUAGCAAAUUAGUCAGUUAGAUUCCCCAAUCCUAUAAUAAAAUUUAAUAACAUUUGAAUGCGUAGCACCACUUGAUAUAAUGCAUGAGUGUUCUGGUGCAUUUAGGGAGGGGUUGCACUGGGGUUAUGCUAGAAAAUUGCUAGCCAGAGAAUGAAUCCAGCUCAUUUGACAUUUGUUCAGCUCCUCAGCAUGAAUGAGCCUUGCGGCCACAACAGCAUGGGACUUUAACGUGUAGACACUUAUCUGCCUUUCAUGUACAGUGAUUUUCAUCAGAACAUAAUAGGUAACAGAAGCAUUUCACUUUCUGUAGUCGUUUUCCCUUGCAAUGCAGAUGCAUGUCAGAUGUGAGGCAUUCGCACUUGAGAACAUCUUAUCUUGGUGUUUGUGUUGUGGAAAAGUUCGAAAAUUUCUCUUUCUCUAAUGUAGUUAUUAAUAGAGGAAUAACUUUACACAACAUACUAUGGAAGGUUUGAUGGAGUGACUUGAUAGAACAAAAUAGAAAAGUGAAAUAACGCAGAGCUAAUGUUUAUAACCUCCUCCAAAUUUAUUAUUACACAUCAAUUUAAUUCAUUUGAAUGUUUUAUCAAUAAUUUGGCAGAUGACUUGGUAACAGGCUUGUACACAUUGGCAUCUAGGCACAUAGCAUUUGAAAAACAUCCUGAAGGAGGACUGCUAGCUUUCAGCAAUACUAGGAAACAAAUGGUGUGAUCACAAAAACACUCCUGGCUGCAGAAUUUGCACAGCCUGAUGUUUCCGAGAAACUAGAUUGCAGACACUACCUAAAACCUAACUUUGCAUUUGUUACCUUGGAGGGAGAAGAAAUCGGACAAGUCUAACAAGUUAAAUAUAGCAAGAGUUCACUCGCAAGAUCCUGUCUAAUAUGUUGGUGGAAACCUCCUUAAGCCCUUACUAUUUGCAUAUAUUUGUAACAAAAUACGACCUAAAAUCAUGACUGCUAGAAAUCAGCUCAUCUAUUUUACGUUCACAGGCAUUUGCCUUUUUAGUAGUUCCAAAAUCUACUUGAAACGUAUGUUUUUAACCAAUGUUGACCACUUGAAUUUCUGAAGCACAGUGGGAAACAUACAUUUCCACAGUUCAAUGAACCAAUUUUAUCCAAAUCUAUUCUUUGAAAAUUAUACAUUUAUAUAAAAUUAGUUAUGAAACCAAACUCAGGCAUGAAUUAGGUGUCUAUAUAUAUUUUAAAGUGCAAGGUGGCAGCGCGUGUCUUGUACUUCAAACAAAAAAUGAGACUUUUUGCCUGAUCACUUGUAACGGUAUAAAGAAGGUAGAAUGGUCCCUUCCUAAACUAUUGUUCUUAUUGAGUUUCUAUUUUUCAAUGUUACUUUUCUUGGUGCCAGGUGCUAUUAAUUCCUUUGAUUGUCAUUUUCUAAAAUUUUUCUCAUUUGCACUCUGAUCAUUUUCUCCAAAGAAUGAUACACAGGUAUGAUAUUUUAUUGACUGAACAAAAAAAAAGCACAGAUAGAAAUCUAGGUUAAUGCCAUCUGGAGUGCAUUUUGUUCUGCUCUAUAUAUAGGUUUGCACCAGUGAAGUGAUGGUGAGAAAUGUGCUGAAUACAGCUUUUUGCCAUGUCACAUACUCAACUAAUGCCAUCGGUCUUGUGAAUACUGGAGACAUAAAUAAGGCCAUGAUGGGGAGG